GAUCGUGAAAACAAGAGGAAAAGGCAAGAGAAGAAGGAAAACCUAAGGGAAGAGAGUGCAGGAAGCCAUGGCAAGAGCUUGAGGAAUCCAACCGUGAAUUAAGAUUGAAGUAGCGGCUUAAGUGAUCGGUGAGGAUGGCUUGUAAAGUCAUGUCUUUAGUUUUAGUAAAUAGGUGUCGGUGUCAUGCUCUGAGACUUGUAACACUGGGAAACGCUUGAUUGAGAGUCGUUUACGCUCUAUUAUUUCAGUUUGAUUGUUUGGAUAAUUAUUUCUUUUGAAAUUAAGGCAUGUGACCUUAUGAAUAGUAUUUUAUAUGGUUUUAAGAAUUAUCCAAAGUUUGUUUAAUUUCCGCUGUGAUAAACAUGAAUUUUAUUCCAAUCAAAUGUUGUUUAUCGGUAGAGAAUGACCAUGAAUGUAGAAUUUUAUUUAAAUGAAUUGUGACGCCCUUUUAUUCAUGUUUAACUCUGAUUUUGUACUAUGUUUUUUUCGGGGUAUUUAGAAGGGUGUUACAGAAAAGGGUUUAGACUUUGUACCUCAACCAAACGUCACAAAAGCCAAAGCCAUUAUUUGGCAAAAUCAAAUGCUGAUUCCUUUUCAAAUCACUGACAAGUUAAUGGAUUUCCCAGGGCCUCUUCUAGAUCUUCGUUCUCAACCAAGAAAGGUUAUAGAUUUAUUUCCUUCAUUCAACAUUACUAUGCUAGUGGCAUUUGAAAAACAACGCCCUCUCGACCUGAAGUUCAUGGAUCCUUCAGUGAGAGUCUUUCAUUCGACUCCUUCUCCUGGCAACAAGGAUUUUUUAGCCUGGCUAAACAAAGUUCAAGCGAAGAAACAACAAAGGUGGGAAGAGUUGGGCAUCUUCGACGCCAUUCAAUUAAGCAGGAAUGGUCAUAGGGUUAAUUCCUCUAUGCUGCUUGCUUCAAUAUUCUUCUGUGAAGGUUCGACAAACACCUUUCACUUUCCUUGUGGGAUGAUGACUCCCACUCUUUUCGACGUGGCUGCUAUUACAGGACUUUCGCCUUUGGGUGAAGUCUUCGACCCAACUCUCCCGACGGAGAUGAACUUUAAUUUUGAAAAUGCCACCGUUACCAAAUAUAUGCAAGAUCAUCAUGACAAAUCUACAGUCGAAGUCUCUGAUGAGGAACAUGUUGCUUUCCUUACCUACUGGCUUUCUUAUUUUUUAUUCUGUCCAGGAUUUGUUCAAAUAGCCAAAGCCUACAUACCUAUGGCUAUUCAGAUUCAUGAAGGUCGAAAGAUUUCGUUAAGUAAGCUUUUACUUGCCUGUCUUUAUCAUAAUUUAGGUAUAGCUUCCCUAAGAAUAAAAUGCCUUCAUGAAACUCCAAAGCAAUUGGCUUUGUCGGGCCCUUACUGGCUCUUGCAACAUUGGUUGAAUGCUACUUUUGAAUCACAAAUUGGCUACACUAUCUCUCAAGCCAUCAUGGAAGUCACGCAUGACCGAAGGGUCGAAGGUGUCAAACUUGCAUUGCAAACUCCUCAAGGUGAGCCAAAUAGACCAAACCUUCUAAAAUAUGUGAAACUCUUUUCUGAGUGUAACACUUUUUUAGCUUCUAUGACCCCUUUCUCUAGUCGAUGCUUUGGGCCAGAUUGGUGUAGAGCCAUUUUUCCUGGAAAUACCCCAACUCUUCGAGCUCAGCUGAAUGCCAUCUGGGCUGCUUUCCUAACUCCAACACUUUUAUCACACUGCAUUGAGUCGAGUGGUAAAUGUUAUGGAUUCGUGAGCUAUCAACCAAAUCUGGUCUCUCGACAAUUUGGCUUAAGCCAAAUGUUACCAAAACGUUUGUACACCCAUGAGGCUGACAUCUGUUGGUCUGGUCGACCAUUCAGUUCUCUAACCAUGUCAACUGUUUGAAAUUUCAUAACAAACAGUCUUUAGAACUUCCCACCUUUAGCUUCCAAAAUUCUUAUUUUACUACCAAAGAAUUCAAUGACUGGUGGUCUGCUUAUUGCAAGCUAUAUGAUAAAGAUUUUUCAUCAAGAAAUUGAAUACUGCCUACGACAAGCUGGAGGAUCAACUAUCCAUAAGUAAGCAUUCCAUAUCUCAAUUUACUUUUUAUCAAAACUCACAAUUUCCUGACUUGUUUCUUCAGAUCUCUCAGGUAAUGAUCCUGUUAAUCAAAUCGAAGUACCUGUUGCCAAACUAGGUCGAAAGCGUCCCAGCACAUCAAACACCACCACCACCAAAAGAACCAAAGUUGUAAGAAAGGUACUAUUCGACCUUUAUCUCUUUAAUCAAUAUAUCAAUUUUGACAUAUUAAUUAAUUAUUUAUUUUUCUUUAGUUGGUAGUUAAUGAUGAUUCGGAAGAAGAGACUACCUCUCCUCCAGAUCAAGGAGGUGAAAUCUUCUCACGACCUCCCCUUCCGACCCCAGCCAAGAAGCGAAAAAUCAUCAAAAAGAUUCCUAAGGUUGUUAUUCGAACACAAACAAAUCCAACCUCAUCUCAAGUUCCUCCUGAGGUAAUUUUCAGUAUCGACUCUUGAUAUACCUCUUAUCUAGUAUUACGCUCUAAUAUGUCUCUUUUUCAGCAAUCUGCACCGACUGCAAUCUUACUCAAGAAAAGAUUGUCGAAGCCGCUCCUGAAUCUUGUGGUCUUCCUAGCCCUCAAAGAACUGAUGCUUUUGGAAGUGCCACUGAUUCGACCAAUACUCCUGGGCAAACUGGGCCGACUGCAACAGUGGUUCCUCCUCCAGAUCCCAACAAAGAUAACAUCCACCCAAUAGCUGAAGCUGCUGAUCUCAAUCUUAACACAAAAACCAACAUCCCGACUUCUCAAUCAAAUAUUCAAUAGCAUACUCUCAUCGAAGAUAACAACUCU
Messenger RNA from Vicia villosa (hairy vetch), 2831 nucleotides. RefSeq lists its product as uncharacterized. The coding region runs from base 581 to 1867 and encodes 428 amino acids. NCBI's taxonomy places the organism in Eukaryota, Viridiplantae, Streptophyta, Magnoliopsida, Fabales, Fabaceae. The transcript is spliced from 2 exons. The record is from RefSeq and is a predicted model, not a curated record. Gene Ontology annotation, biological process: meristem maintenance; meristem development.